AUGAUUACAGACCUCUUUGCAGGCCGAACUGCCACUAGUGCUACUAGCCCGACGCGACGGGGGACCGAUAGCCGAUACGGAAGUGUAGCAUCUACAUCGCGACACAGUGAUGAUGGAAAACGUCAACGGCCUGCGCGCAGUCGAAUUUCUACGUCCCACACGGCUGGCGGUGCGGGACUAAAACCAACUGAGGGGACAGACUUUGAACUUUUUACCAGUUGUGCUGCCCAGGUGCAGCGGAGCCUCAAGGUAAGCUCUAAUUCACCCAGUUCCUUACACACUUUGGCUUCAUACUACACCAAGGUGACUCCUUUAAUUGAAAAUCGACCAUUCUGCGUAAGUCUUAGCUACGCCACCUUCUUGUUUCAUAUGCAGAUGGCACGAAUCAGCGUGCCAGAUGUAGAUUUGUAUGUGAAACUCAUCGCUACUGUUCUUUCACAGAUAAACGAUAGCGAACGAUUACGACAUCCCUUUGUUCAGCAGGUGCUACGGGAUCAUGUGCUAGGUCUCUCUUCGUUCACUUGCCGCGGUGGCGCCCAUUGUGUAGUGCUUCUCCCUCCUCAGCAGUACCGUGCGUUCGCCACAAUGGCUUGUAGCUUACUGGAGUUCGACAUUCUACCUGUGGACAUUACGUUCCAGUUUCAGGAUGAGUUGAGAGGUUAUUGUAAUGCGUUGUCUCCUCUCGUUGCGAAUCGUGCGUUGGCACUACUAGUAAAAACUGUUGACCAGGUUCGAAUUGAUGAGCAAGUUACAGCCCUACAGUAUGUUCUCAAGACGAAGCCGACCAUCAUGAAUUUAGAUUUCUUAUUAGCUUGUUAUGAGCGCUUGAAGCGUGCAGUGACGGACCCGGCUAACGGUCCUACUUUUGGUCGUGCACUUUCAAUUCAUUGCAGUGAACUCUUCUUACGCUUUCGCUCUCCCAUUCGCCGAGAAUACGUUGAACGGUUUCUUUACCCAAGCCUAUGUCACCCCGACAUGGUUGGCUUCCUAGAUAUUAAAACGACGAGACGACACCUCUUCGAAGAGCUUUUGCCGAUGUGCACCUAUGGGCUGAACACCACCAAUCCAUUUUAUAUGUGUAUCUGUGCGCUAUUACAGAGCAGGUUAGACGACGAAAUCGAUGGUGCUAUUGAAAUCGUGACACUCAUUGACAGUCAAAUGCCGCAUGCGGCCUACUUCAUGUCUGCGCUUGCAAUUGACAUGCAUAUGUCGGUAUCAAUGUUUGCCAAGGUGGUUAUUGCACUCUCUCGUGGGGCAGGACUAGCCAUGACCGGGCACGAGGUUUCUGAUGAGGUGGCCACAACCAUUAACCGAAGUCGAGCAAACGUCUACAACGUUCUUUUCGUGUUGCGCGAAGUCGUUCGCACAUGCUCAGUGACCGAUUCCCGACGUGCAAUAGACAUGCUCAAAGCUCUUCGAAUUGCUGUACCUAUCCAAUCAAUUGAGGCCCUUGGCAAGUUAUCCACUGAAGCCUUUGAGGGACAUUGUGAUAUCCUAGUCGACCCACAGUUGCUUUGCGCGGAGUUGGCGAUGGUAUUGCAUUAUGAACACAUAAUUGAGGCGGUCGAGUCCUCUGUAGAGUAUUUCACUGAUGUGUCGACACAGUGCCAUUAUUGCGGUAUGCAACGCAGUGCUUCCUUGAUUUGCCCUGUGAACGGAACUGUGCAUGUGGUUGGGCAGACCUCCGUCAGUCGUGUGCUUUCUACUCUCGCGGAAUGUGCGGGUUCUAAGGUGCUUGUGGAAAGGCUCAUUCAGUAUAUGCGUGACCCCACUACUCAAAUGAAUAGUGCUGUGCACUUUUUGAUUUACCACAUUAUCUCUAACGCUGGACAGCAUCGUAAUUCUCUAUUUGUAGUGUUGGAACCGUAUAUUCGCACCACACUUCUAGCCUUGGUAAGUACGGAACGUACUCGAAACCGAAUUUCCAGCGAGCACAAGGCUAAUGUUUUAAUGUUGCAUGUGAAGCUUGUGACACUUCUUUCAUCAACAAUUGAUGCCUCCUAUUUGGAAAGCAUCCUCAAAGUAUUCUCUGAACUUAAACUCAAUAACAAUCAUGAUGCUCUUGCACUAUGGUAUAUGUGUAAUGUUUUGCUACGGAAUUGUAAGGAAAAUGUUGAUCUCUUACCGACAGACCCACAGGAAAAUAACUAUUGUAUUGACUUCCCUGGAUGCGCACCGACGAGCGCUAAGUGUGCAGACAAUGCUCAGAUGUUGUUGAAGCUGCUAGAUCGUGCACACAACUUCAGCGCAGAAACCAAAAAACUCGUAGGGUGUUGUGUGUGCAGGUUAAUUCAGGACUUUAAUAUGCAGGCGCCGAACAUCGUUAGUGCAUUACUUUCUUCUUUCGGGUUUGUGCCAAUUGGCCUGGAUUCCCUCAACGAGUUUGCGCUACCUGUGGGUGCAGGCAGCACGUUCUGGUCCUUUUUCUUACAUCAAAUGAGGACAUCUGCUCCUGCGCGAACUGCGUUGAUGGUAACACUAGCGAAGAGUAUGUCGAGGCGCUUUCGCAUUGCUAAUCCAACGGAGGCGGUCGCGCUCUAUGGUGGUGAAAUAACAGGCCACCUUUUUUCAGUUAUGAUGUACGAAGCUAUGAAACGCAGCCCUCCCUUAGCGCGUGUUGUGCUCUAUAUGAUUUCUCACUGGAUGAAGCAGUCAGAUCAUUUGCCUGGGAAGUUUAUUUGCCUUGUUUACAUUUGCGUGCAGCUCAUCGUAGUGAUUCGGGAGCGUGGAGAAGGGGAUGCGUCACGGGUCGAGAUCGAGGCUGAAACAGUCCAAGAUCGUAUGCAGUUUGACAACAGUGUUACAAAAGCCGUUAAACUCCUAUCCUCCCAGCAGUCUCGCAUUGAAAAACUGGCCCUUGCUGUGAAAAUGGAAAAUAUUGCCUUUUUCCACCUUGUUCAUCGUCUGCAUCGAAAAGUGCGUCGUACCAUCGCAUCUGUAAAUGGAGACCCAGUACCACCUGUUGAUGAACUAGAAGACCAGGGGGAUAUAGAUGCACCCCAAGACCUAAAGGAGGCUAGUGUGUGGCAGGAGGAUGUGAGGACCAAUGCAACUGUUCCAUUGCCUAACGAAAGUGUAGCAAACCUCAAUGAAUUGUAUAAUGCCGUGGACGACAGCGUUUUUAAUAACUUUCCCGAUGAAGGUGCAAAUUACGAAGACAGUGAGGAGGGGGAUGGAUAUGUCACACACAACGGUGGUACCUCGCUACCUUUUUCUGCUCCCAUGUCCAGUACUGUGGGCAGCACACAAAACAAUGCCAAACAUGGAUCGCUCUUACCUCAGGAUACCGCUGAUGUUGUCGAUCGCCGUUCUGCACUAAGCGCAAAAGGUUCGAGUGAUAUUGUUAGAAUUCCACCGUGUUCUGUGAAUAAUAAUGAGGAUAGACAAUUAGCAGCUAAAUCUGCCACUAAUACCAAAUUAAACCACAUUACUAUGUCGUCGCAAACGCACGAAAGGAUGGUCGAUACGAAUACUGGCGCUACCACCACAACCACUCAACACUACACUGUCAGCACACAUCCAAGUCUAAAUCAGGCCGUUGAACUUGACACUCAUCGUCCUGUCAGCCGCUCUGUUGGCACAUCGCCGGGGCUUCACUUUCAUCAAUCAGACAUGCGCACUCCACCCAGGCGGACGGUACGCACCUAUGAUAAGGCUGUGAACGCCCCUUUUAUGAAAAGCCUCGCAACGUCGCCGAUUCAGUUUGACAAUACUGUGGCGUCUAAAAUGUAUCCAAAGGCGUCCAAUAAAUGGUUAUCAGCACCAGUUGAGAAUAAUGUUGAUGAUCGAGGCUCUGAAUGGGUGGAAUCAGGUCUCAGCGAGGAGGAUCAUGGUGACGUCACUCCCAUCGAUGAGGUAAACCCGCCCCAGCUGCAGGCUACCGUUUUGGCCGACAGUUGCGAUGGUGUGGUGUUGCCCUCUGGAAUGGUGCUGGAGUACCUACGUACACACCAGGCCAUGGAUUCUCUACGCCAUGAGCUCCAGCAACUUGAGCAACUCGAACAAAAUAUGGUGGUUCAACAAAUGGAGAAUUAUACGGCUUCAUACCAAGAAAAACCUUUGAAAAAGGCUUCUUUUACCUCUUCGUCGGGUCUUCAACACCACCACCUCACCGUAGAAGGACGGACUAAUAAUUAUGCUGAGCCUCACCAGAUCUCGACCCCGGCUCCAGGGCUCAACCUCGUAGCGCCUGUGCACAUGGUGGAAACCACACAGAUACGCCGAACCGGGAAGCCUCUCCACGGUCGUGGUACCACAUCCAAACCGAAGCUGUUUAAUCGUCAGUAUGACAAAAGCGACCUGCAUGGGUAUGGGGAAGAAGGCUUAGAGGGUGAGGUUGUGGAUGGUGAAGGUCCCAUCACUGCCGUCAGUGAGAACCUCUUCGCCAAACGGGUGCGUGUGGAGCAAGGGCCGCAAGACGAUUCUAUAUCAUUGCAGACGCCCUCAAAUCAGUAUCGUGGCGUGAACUUUUUCCUGAAACAAAACCAAGUUAAUCAAGAGAAUGUCAGUUCAGCAUUGCAGGAUCUUCGCUACAUGCAACGACAAAAAAAUAACAUGGAUUCCCUGGUUGAAAAACAGCAGGCUUCCGAUGCAGUUCAUCCUCACAGAACGUCAGGGGCAGAUUUUUCACCAGAGGAAGCAGAGAAUGUUCCCCCAAGUUCUUCACCCUAUCACAGCGUCAUUUCAGAGAAUUUGCCACCAACUACGCCUUUUGGUCAGUUAGUGAUUCCGACCUGUUUUGUAGAGCAGAAAAAUGACACUGCCGUACAGGAGCUGCGCCAAGUGCUGGGUACCAACUAUCCUAGCGAUACGCGUCUUUCACUCAAAGGUAAAAGCAGGAUACAAGGGAGUGGUGCAUUUGAGAGUGAAGAAACGAGUAACGCUAGGAGUAGUGUAGCUUGGUGGACUGAAAUGAGCUCGGCGCCUAUGCCGACUUAUGCGGCAGAUCCACAAUACUCGAUGGAGCUAUUCUAA
Molecule: messenger RNA, 4974 nt
Organism: Phytomonas sp. Hart1
Lineage: Eukaryota; Euglenozoa; Kinetoplastea; Trypanosomatida; Trypanosomatidae
Source: the annotation of a GenBank genome assembly